Molecule: messenger RNA, 399 nt
Organism: Cooperia oncophora
Lineage: Eukaryota; Metazoa; Nematoda; Chromadorea; Rhabditida; Trichostrongylidae
Source: the annotation of a GenBank genome assembly
AUGGCGAAUGCGAGUCAACGUGACAUUGUAGUGAGCCAGAAAAUCGGUAAAUUCGCAGUUAUCCUCGAUUGGGUUGAGAACAUGUGGAAGAAUGAGAUCUGUGAGAGUAUUGCGACGGGAUUGAACAUUGGUAGAAUGGGUCUCCACAAUAAGCCCAUAAUCAUCGACGGUAAGGAUCACCUCCUCGGACGUUUGGCUUCUAUCGUUGCCAAGCAGCUCCUUCAAGGCGAGAAGGUUGCCGUAUUGCGAUGUGAGGAAAUCGCCAUCUCUGGAAAUUUCCACCGAUCAAAACUGAAGUACAUGAGCUUCCUCCGCAAAAGAUGUAACAUCAAUCCCGCUCGCGGUGCCUUCCACUAUAGAUCUCCCGGAAAGAUUUUCUGGAGGACUGUCAGAGGUUAG